This is a messenger RNA of Grus americana (Whooping crane), 3904 nucleotides long. It is a transcript of the gene PAK3, whose product is annotated as p21 (RAC1) activated kinase 3. Bases 151 to 1827 code for a protein of 558 amino acids. Gene Ontology annotation, molecular function: protein serine/threonine kinase activity; ATP binding. The transcript has 17 exons. Gene Ontology annotation, cellular component: cytoplasm. Gene Ontology annotation, biological process: regulation of axonogenesis; protein phosphorylation; regulation of MAPK cascade. The record is from RefSeq and is a predicted model, not a curated record. NCBI's taxonomy places the organism in Eukaryota, Metazoa, Chordata, Aves, Gruiformes, Gruidae.
GGCCGGUGCAGCAUGACAGCGGCAGCUCCGGAGCUAAAAGCAAUCUCCAAAGGAAGGACAACAUCAUUAUCUUGGUCUCAGCCCAGAGGAACAUGAGGGAUGGAGCGAUGCCACGGUGGGUGGAAGGGGAGGCUGUGAGGGCUGCUGAAGAUGUCCGAUAGUCUGGAUAUUGAAGAGAAACCUCCAGCCCCACCGUUGAGAAUGAACAGCAACAAUCGCGAUUCUUCAGCACUAAACCACAGUUCAAAACCGCUCCCCAUGGCCCCAGAGGAGAAGAACAAGAAAGCCAGGCUUCGCUCCAUCUUCCCGGGAGGAGGGGAUAAAACCAACAAGAAGAAAGAGAAAGAACGUCCUGAGAUCUCUCUUCCUUCAGACUUUGAACAUACCAUUCAUGUGGGAUUUGAUGCCGUCACUGGAGAAUUCACACCAGAUCUCUAUGGCUCACAGAUGUGCACAGGGAAGCUCCCAGAGGGCAUUCCAGAGCAGUGGGCCAGACUACUACAGACCUCCAACAUAACAAAACUGGAGCAGAAGAAGAACCCACAAGCUGUUCUAGAUGUUCUCAAAUUUUAUGAUUCCAAAGAAACAGUUAACAACCAGAAAUAUAUGAGCUUUACGUCAGGAGAUAAAAGUGCCCAUGGAUACAUAGAAGCCCAUCCUUCGAGCACAAAAACAGCAUCAGAACCCCCGCUAGCUCCCUCUGUUUCUGAAGAAGAGGAUGAAGAUGAUGAAGAAGAGGAAGAUGACAAUGAACCUCCACCUGUUAUCGCACCACGGCCUGAACAUACAAAAUCUAUCUACACACGCUCUGUAAUUGAACCUGCCGCUGCACCAGCACCAGCUAAAGAAGCCACCACUCCCCAACCCGAAAACUCAAACACAAACACUUUGUACAGAAACACAGACCGGCAGCGAAAAAAAUCCAAGAUGACAGAUGAGGAGAUCCUAGAGAAACUGAGGAGCAUUGUGAGUGUGGGAGAUCCUAAGAAGAAAUACACUCGAUUUGAAAAAAUUGGCCAAGGGGCAUCGGGAACUGUUUAUACGGCAAUCGACAUUGCCACAGGACAAGAGGUGGCCAUAAAGCAAAUGAAUCUCCAACAACAGCCCAAAAAGGAACUAAUUAUUAAUGAAAUCCUAGUCAUGAGGGAAAAUAAGAACCCCAAUAUUGUUAACUAUUUAGACAGCUACCUAGUCGGUGAUGAACUCUGGGUGGUUAUGGAGUACUUGGCUGGAGGCUCUUUAACCGAUGUUGUCACAGAGACGUGUAUGGAUGAGGGACAGAUAGCAGCCGUCUGUAGGGAGUGCCUGCAAGCACUGGAUUUCCUUCAUUCAAACCAAGUGAUUCACAGAGACAUCAAAAGCGACAAUAUUCUUCUCGGAAUGGAUGGAUCUGUCAAAUUGACUGAUUUUGGCUUCUGUGCUCAGAUCACCCCUGAGCAGAGUAAACGGAGCACAAUGGUCGGGACUCCUUACUGGAUGGCACCAGAAGUGGUGACAAGAAAAGCAUACGGCCCCAAAGUGGACAUCUGGUCACUUGGGAUCAUGGCAAUAGAAAUGGUGGAAGGAGAACCUCCUUAUCUUAAUGAAAAUCCUCUCAGGGCGCUGUAUCUGAUAGCUACGAACGGGACACCAGAGCUGCAGAACCCCGAGCGACUGUCCGCUGUGUUUCGCGACUUUCUGAACUGCUGCCUAGAGAUGGACGUGGACAGGCGAGGGUCUGCCAAGGAGCUUCUGCAGCAUCCAUUUUUAAAAUUAGCCAAGCCUCUCUCCAGCCUGACUCCUCUGAUCAUUGCAGCAAAGGAAGCGAUUAAGAACAGCAGCCGCUAGCGCUUCAGGCCGGCUUUCUCCCAUGCCAGCUCAGAGCAGGACUGAGAACAAAAACUCUAUAAAAACCUCAACUCUCGUGCUGCAGGACAGAUGGAUGGAUGGAUGAACAAACCAACGGUCACAGUCAUGGUGGUAGGAGGGAGAACAACCCAGUCCCUCAAGGAGUAAAAAAAAAAUUAUCAUUUGUCUUCUUUCCUGUUUUCUGGCUCCUUAAUUUAUUUUUAAGAUGAAACAGGGCUUAAGACAGAGAGGUAAUGACCGAAAAUGCUUUGCUGCCUCAGCCAUUUCCAAGGUAAAGCAAAUUCAGUUGGAAGAUUCCCUUCCUUCUCACCCUGUGAAUAAGCUGUACAUUCACUUUUAAAUUGUCAGUUGUUUCUUAAAGACGGAAAGUCCCUUUUUUGUUUUUUUGGUAUGGUUUGGAAUUGGAGAAGGGUCUCCUUCAUUCAUAAACUCCAGACUGCACUGCCUUUUGAAUAUAGCCCACUCGCUGGUAUUUGCCCAGUCAUGGUACUUCUAGAUGAGGAAGAAAGUGAAAUUGCAUUUCCAACCAAAAAUAAAUCAAGAGUGGGGCAGACAGAACAUCCUGUUGAGAUACAGGCUUUCAACUGUGAAUAUAUAGUGUUGCGGUUCUUGACAAUUUGAUUUGUAUAAUUAAUUGUAAUCUGUUUGCCUGGAUGAGAGUCUUACUAAAAUGAAAAAGCAGAAAGAUGAGUCAGUGUGCUCAGAAAGGACUCAUCUGAUGCAAAGCUGUAAGAGAAAUGUGAGGUGAGAGCGGGCCCAGUCUCGCCUGGCGCUGAGCCCCAGCAGAGCCCUUGCAGGGCACAGCGCAGCCUCAGCAUCCACAGGCCCGGGCUGGAAGAAGGCACUUGCAGCGGCCGGCAGCAGCAGAUGGGCACUGGGUGCUUGCCUCUUCCUGGGACCGGACUAACCAUCCCGUAUCAGAGUCAAACUGGCAGCGGGCUGCUCCCAAGGUGAAAUGCUGUGAAAUGCACGGACUGGUGGGAUUAGCCAUCUUCAGUGUGUGCAGGAGUAGAGAAGGGCAGAACAGAGCUGAGUGGUGUUGGCGCUUCUGAGAAUGCCUACUCUCCCGGUCGUCUGGUAGCUCCUGGGAAAGGUUAGUAGCGUCCGCGCCACUCUCAGCAGAGGGGGAGGGAGCCAGGCUGCUCCGCAGGCUCGUGCGCAGGUGGGUGUCCUUCAGGCACGUGGAAACUGAGGCUGACGCAAGUGAGCAACAACUUCCACAGUUUAAAGCUGCAUGAGCCAGUGCAGCAGGCAGCUCUGGAAGAAAGCGCACUAAAACCUGGAGUUCUGCACUGGGCGAGAGCAAAUGUGUGAAAUGCAGAGUGGAUUGCAGAAAUAUUUAGAGGCAUCAAGCCAGCCUGCUUUCUGCUGUCCUGCGUACAGCAAGCACUGCUGAAUGCGGCUCUGCUGGGAGGGAGGGAAUCCCGGAUGUGACUGAGGAUUGUGCUUGACUAGUCAACUGAUUUGUAAGGGAGCAGAAUAGUUUAAGUAUGCAAUUUGUGUUUUAUUUAUUAAUUUCUGAAAGACACAAUGUGGCUUCACUCGGAAAAAGCAUUUGCAUGGAGUAUUUGUUGCUGUAUUUUAGUAGUACAAUUAAUCAAAGACCUUCAGAGCAGCAAUUAAAGCAACACCCACCCAGUGAGCAAAAAAACCCCCAAACAAAGCAAACCAGCUUUCUGCUGUAGAUCUUCAUGUUUAGGCAUGGUCCUGCAAAGGGCUACGUAGCCUGUAAGGUACUACCCACCUUCCUGUUUUGCCAGUAGGAAUGAGGGAUGCUUGGGCUGUUCUUGAAUUAGGCCCUUAGCUUGUUUGGCUUUGGCUUCUUACUUAGUUACAGUCCUUGUGUUGCAACUGUCAUUAGUACUGCCUAACAUACCCUCGCUCGCUCUGUCCGUCCCAGUGUCUUGGCCGAGGCAACAGAGAGGCGAUGCUCAGUGAGUUACCACAGCUAAGUGUGAAUUAACCUUUCUUGAUUUCCUGGGGAGCACAACAGGUCUGAUUUUCAGAUGCUCAAAUAACAUGCCGAGGCGAGCAGCUCCGGUGCCGGCACGAUCCG